Molecule: messenger RNA, 1122 nt
Organism: Rotaria sp. Silwood1
Lineage: Eukaryota; Metazoa; Rotifera; Eurotatoria; Philodinida; Philodinidae
Source: the annotation of a GenBank genome assembly
AUGAAUGAGGAUGAUAAUAAUGAAGAACAACAAGUAGAAGAAGAAGAAAAAACUGAUAAAAAUGAUGAGAAAGAACUAAGUUUUGAGCAUCACGACGAAACUAAUGAUCAAACAAUUAAACAACUAAGUGAUGAAGAAACCAAACUUCAAAAUGAUUUAGCUAAUGAACUUAAAUAUAAUCUAAAAAUUCCAAUUAAUGAUGAACUUCCUAAUAUUGGUCCAACACCAUAUAAAGUGGCCAUUGUUGGAAUGAAUGAAUUAGGAUCAGCUACAGCUUUUUUACUUAUAUGUAGACAAAUUGUAACUGAUAUUAUUAUUAUUGAUCGAAAUACUAAAAGAUUAGCUGGUGAAUAUGCUGAUUUAAGUACUUGUACAACAUUUGUUUCAGGUGUCAAUAUACAAGCAAGUAAUCAAUUAGCAUCAUGUGAAGGUGCUCGUGUUGUUAUUCUUUGUGAUGUAAAUGAUGAUGAUGAUGAUGCAGGAGUAGAGAAAUCAACAUCAGAUUGUGUUAUGAUUAUUGCACUACAACCAUUUGAAGUAAUGACUCGGUUAUGUGUUGCUAAUAGUAUGUUACCAUCAUAUCGUAUAAUUGCACCAGGAACAAUGAUUGAUUCAGCACAUUUCAGAUUGUUAAUCGGUGAAAAAUUAGACAUAUCACCAGCAAGUAUAACUGGAAUAAUAAUUGGUGGACAUGGACAUAAUAAUCUUCCACUAUGGAAUUCAAUAACUAUUGGUGGUAUACAUUUACUUUCAGAAAAUUCAUCAAUAGGAAAAUCAUAUGAUAAAGAAAACUGGAAUCAACUUCAUAUUAAUGUCAAUCAACGACAAGAAGAAAUUAUUAAAAUAAAGGGAACUGAAGUCUGGUCAAUUUCAAUGGCAUCAAGUGAACUUGUUGAAUGUAUACUUCGUAAUAAACGUGAAAUUCAUGUAGUUACUGUUAAUAUUAAAGGUUAUUAUGAUGUUAAAGAUGAUUUAUUUAUUUCAAUACCGGCUAUUAUUAAUCAAAAUGGUGUAUCUCAUUUAAUAACAACAAAUUUCUCUAAUCAUAAUAAUGAAAAUGAAUUUUCUACAAUAAUUCAAAAUAUACAAAUGAUCGUAAAAGAAAAACUAAAGAAUAUUUAA